This is a messenger RNA of Hordeum vulgare subsp. vulgare (domesticated barley), 2088 nucleotides long. RefSeq names its product ubiquitin-like-specific protease 1D. Gene Ontology annotation, biological process: proteolysis. The transcript has 14 exons. Lineage: Eukaryota; Viridiplantae; Streptophyta; Magnoliopsida; Poales; Poaceae. Gene Ontology annotation, molecular function: cysteine-type peptidase activity. The record is from RefSeq and is a predicted model, not a curated record. The coding region runs from base 147 to 1811 and encodes 554 amino acids.
CUCCGACUUUUCGAAAUCUUCGUUUUCCCCUUCGUCUCCUCCUUUGCUCUGCUCCCGCACCGCAAUCUCCCCUCGUAUAUGGAAUAAGAAAACCCUCCUCCGCCAGUUACCCCCCGCCCGCCCGCCGCCGCCCGGCGGCACCAAUCAUGCCGAACGGCUCGAUAAUCAUCGACCGGGCGCAAAUGCCCCUAGACUCCCCGCCGGCGGAGGUGGAGAUCAUCCCCUCCUCCUCUCCGCCUGUGGCGCCGCAGCCUCCUACGGCGAUGCAGACGGACCGCGACGGCGCUUCCGACGGUGGCGAGGGGGACCCGGAUGAGUUCAAGAGAUUCACUGAUGAAAAACUCGAGGAUCAGAUCAAGCACUGGAGCCGUAAACAAACUUUACCCGUACCCGACGGCGGAGAGAAGAUUCGUAGGUUCCUCUCCAAGAUGAAGAGAGAGCUUGAUCGCCGCCGCAAUGCCCGGCUGAUGAAGGUUGACACGGGUCGGAGACAGGUGGCGCAGAUACCCAGUGGGGAUGAUCCCUACACAUUUAAGCAAAGUGACGAGAUCAACUGCACCACAAGCUUUUAUGAUAAAUGUCAUCCACCUACAAAGAGCUAUGGCAAGGGUGAUGGAGCAGCAUUCACUCUUGAACUAGAGUACUUUAACUUAGGCAAACGUGCUUCCCAAGUGAAAGAUCGGAAAAGAGCACCGAUCACAGUGAAUCAUCAACCAAAAAGGCGUACCGGUUGUCAAAAUAUUGCUGACAAGAAACAUUUAGAUACAAUUGGUAAGAAGUUAGGUAGGAAGAUCUGUACAGAAGAUCAACAGAAUAACUCUGUCAAGCCAAAGGGCAUGUCCAGUAAACUACAAACAGAAGAUCUCACUUUUGGGACCAAGAGGUGGGACCAUUCCAAGAAUCAUGCCUACCAAUAUGGGAGGUUAAAUAGACGAAACGAGAAGAAGGAAGUAGUUCUCUUGGAUGACGAGGAUAUAGAACCUUCUACAUCAGUUGAUGUUGAGAUGGCUAAUAUAUGGGACAUAUCACAGAUCUACUAUCCAUCAAGGACUGAUCCAGAAACUGUUGAGCUGACAUAUUCUGACAUAAAAUGUCUUGACCCUGAAGUUUUUUUAAAAUCACCUGUCAUAAACUUUUACAUCCAGUACCUAAAAAAAUCCAGGCCUUGUGAUGACUUGUACAUCUUCAAUACGUAUUUCUAUAGCAAACUUGAAGAAGCGUUAUCCAGGACGGGUGAGUGUGACUCGCAGUUCAGCAAGUUAAGGCGAUGGUGGAAAAAUAUUGAUAUUUUUAGGAUACCAUACCUCCUUUUGCCAAUUCAUGGACAGAUGCAUUGGAGCUUGGUCAUUAUCUUCAUGCCUGCAAAAGAGAUAAAAUGCGGGCCAAGAGUGUUUCACUUGGACUCUCUAGGAAUACAUUGCAGUGACAAGGUUUUUGGUGUGAUUGAGAGCUACCUCGUAGAAGAAUGGCGCCAUCUACAGAAGGAUUCUUCUUAUGAUAUUCCCUUUUCAGGCAAAAUAUGGAGAAAUCUUUCAAGAAAUAUAAAUAAGGAAAAAGUCGAGUUUUCUGAAGCUACCCUUUGUUCACUUGCAAGGUUCCACAGCAGCAAAACGACUUUGACUGUGGUGUCUUUAUGCUUUACUACAUCGACAAGUUUAUUCAAGAGGAACCAGAUAGUUCGACAGGAGUGCGGCCUUUCAAGUUUGGACGCAAGUGGUUCAGCCCUGAAGAAGCUUCGGCGCUGCGGAAGCGAAUACGAGUUCUCCUGUUUGAGAUAUUUCAGAAUGCUCCACGGAAUGAUCGAAAUUUAGAGUCACAUGACGAUGAUCACUCGGAAGAUGAAGAAGAUAAGGUUAGGGAUACAAUCAUGAUCGUUUGAAUGUAACGGUGAAUGAAUGAAGUCAAGCAAUGGAAAGAUCACGGUGCAGUUUUGCAUCAGAACACUGUCUCUGAUGGCUGUAGAUGCGCUAAGGGUCCCAAUUUUGUGUAUAUGCUGUUUUGUGGACAAAGUUUGAAAGCUAUAACGAUGCAGCAAAGCUGACCGAUAUAUCUUAUAUUUUCGGUAUGCACAAAAUGAUUCUUGUUGCA